UCUGUAUUUUCACCAGCAGGUGGCAGUGAAACUCAAACUGAGCUGUUUUUCCACACCGUCUUUUUUCACUUUCCCUUUUCCGGCUCCUACUUCCUGUUUCCGGUUUCCUCCUGUUUAUGUUUGCAGACAAUCUGUGACAUUCGGUCACAAACUACAUUAAUAUACGUUAUAAAUAAAACAUUUUUAAUAUAAAAUCCGAGGACGGACUCUGCAGCUAAACUUCAGUUUCUGUGGGUCCUCAGUAGUUGGUGGCGUGUUUUCAUUUGUCCCCUCCUCCCCCUGUUUGUCCUGUUUGUCCUGUUUGUCCUGUUUCCUCCAGCUCCCAUGGCUCAGGCUCCUCUCAUGAACCCCGACAGCUUCACCUGCUCCAUCUGUCUGGAGCAGCUCUCGGAUCCGGUCACCGUCCCGUGUGGACACAGCUACUGCAUGCGCUGCCUGACGAGCCACUGGGACUGUCAGUCUGUGUACAGCUGUCCCCAGUGCAGAGCGUCCUUCAGUCCCAGGCCCAAACUGGGCAGGAACACGCUGCUGGUGGAGAUGCUGCAGAAGCUCGGCUCCGUCCAGCUGAGCCCGGUCCCCUCGGCUCCUCCUCUGUACGAGAGCUUCGAGCACCCCACCUUCGAUGUGUCCUCCGUCCGUCCUGAGAGGACAGACGGAGAGAGGCUUGUGGGAAACACACGGAGACGUCUCGCACAGCAGAUCCAAGAGAGGGAGGUGGAGAUUCAGCAGCUGAAACAAAGUCUGCGUUCGUUGUCUCGUCAGGCCAAAGCCGCCGUGAAGGACAGCAGCAAGAUCUUCUCCGAGCUGCUGGAGUUUAUGGAGCGUCGCCGCGUCGAGAUGAAGGAGCUGAUCCGAGCUCAGGAGAAGGCUGAGGUGGCUCGAGCGGAGAACCAGGUGCAGCACCUGGAGCAGCAGGUCUCAGAGCUGAGGAGGAGAGACGCUGAGCUGGAGCGGCUGUCGCUCAGUCAGGACCGACACCUGAUCUCACAGCAGAUGUGUCAGUCGGACCUCGGUCCAGAUGUUGCAGGAGCAAACCGCUCUCUGACGAUCUGUCCACAUGUUUCCUUCGGGCCUGUGAGACGAGCCAUCUCAGAGCUGAAGGAGCAGCUGCAGAGUCUGUAUCUCCGAGAAUUCCCGAGUAUCACCGCUGCAGUGAAAUCUGUGAACCUCCUGCAGAUGAAACAGGUCGACGAAGCUGCAGAAUCUGGUAAAUCUCCAGUCGCCCCGGCUCCGAACAACAGGAGUGAACUGCUUCAGUACUUCUGUUCUCUUUCUCUGGACCUGUUCACGGCUCACAGGUUGCUCUCUCUGACGGGGGGGAACCGUGUGGUCAGUCGAACCGGAGAACUUCACCCGUACCCCGACCACCCGGAUCGCUUCGACACCUGGUGCCAGGUGCUGUGCCGUGAGGGGCUGCAGGGCCGCAGCUACUGGGAGGCGGAGUGGGAGGGAAGCGAGGUGGUGCUGGGGCUCACGUACGAGAACAUUCAGAGAAAGGGAUCAUCUGACAAGUGCAGACUGGGACACAACUUCCUGUCCUGGAGUCUCUGCUGCAGCUCCUCCUCCUUCAGCUUCUGCCAUGGCAGAGAGAAGCAGGCGGUGGCGCUGGCGGCUUCCAGCUCGCUGUCCCGCAGGGUCGGGGUGUUCCUGGACCACGACGCCGGACUGAUCUGCUUCUUCAUGGUGACGCCCGGAGGAGUCGUCCUCCUGCACAGGGUGACGACCAAGUUCGACCUGCCCCUCUACGCUGCAGCGUGGCUGGGAUCCGAAUCCACCGUCACCCUCUGCACGGUGGACUGACGCAGCACAGACAUCGAGAUGCUGUGUGGGUCAGUGGUUUGAAUAUCAUUUAGUAAAAUUCACUCAGGACUAGAUGAGACACCUCAGAUGAUAAUGAAAGAAACGUCUUUUUUUUAUUUUCAGGAGAAUGACAAAAUACCAUUUCUGUACUGAAACGACAAUGUGGCAUUUUUUUAUAAUUGUAAUCAUAUUAAAAAUCGAACCUAUCCACACAUAUAUAUAUAUAUACUCAUAUCGAUAUGCAGGCUUCUUCACACUACAUUUAACUUUAUUGGCCUCAAUGUUUAUUGUAGUUCAGAAUAUAAACGAGCCUUUUACUCAUUUAAAACUUUGUUUUUAAUGUGUUUAAUUCAUCAAAUAUUAGUUGAUGAGUCCGGCUCUAGUAUUGAUGUCGUUACUUUACUGAAAACUAGAUGUGUAUAUAAUGUAAAAGAUUCUAUAUAAUCAGUGCAUGAUUGUGAAACUGUCACUAUAUUAACACUUGAUGCCUCACUGACUGACGGCUGGGACAUUUGCCCGGGAUCAGACUACGUGAUGUCGAACCAUCACGUUUCCCUGUCAACGACUCGUGUGGCCUCAUUAACGGACAUUUUCCAGAGAAUAUUUAUAUCUCAGGAUGAAUGUUCUGGACAUUUUCCUUCCUUCAUUCUUCAUGUGUGAAAAGUAAACAACGGAAAAUGUCCAGACCCAAUUAUUUGGACAUUUCCCCAGAGACAACACCUCGUGUGUUAAAGGGUCUUUUCACUCAUAUUGUAAACAUUACCUCGUGUGCUAUCCAGCCAGGUCAUCAAACUACAUUGUAAGAGACAGAAUUUAUUUUUAUAUGUCAUGUAACUUUUUUGAUGAAACAAACACAGACCUCAGUGUUUAACAGUUUGCACAUCAGGAUUAGUGCCUCAGUAGAAAGAGGAGGACUAGUCUCUGUCUGUAGAACAACAUUUUAAGUGUUAAAUCUAUUUUCACCUUCAUUUUAUUGUAAUGGAAACAGACCAAACCAAUUAUCUGAUAUGUAACCUGUGAUUAAAAAACACUAGAGACAAGAGUAGCUUCAGUGCUCGAGUUGGAUUUUUAUUAUUAUUAUUAACCGUUGACACAAAUCAGCAGAGAAACAAGGCGUGACGAAAGACGGGAACAAAGAAAAAAAAAAAAAAAGACAGCCCAGGAUUAGAUCUUGUUGAAAGCAGCAACGUCGACACUCUGGAUCUGAAACAGAGCGAACAGGGAACUGGUGAGACUCGAGUGAACGUGUCGUGGAAACAAGAUUUCAAAUGUAUAAACUUCUGUUUACACCUCAUUUAUGCAGCAAUGUACCGACUGUGCCAGUUUAAUAGGUACACCUAACUUCAGGUUAUCUAAUACUGAUAAAUAUGAUCUUCCUGAAGGUUAUAAUGUUCAUGUUUUUGUUUUAACCUGCCUGUCAAACCCAAGUGUCCUAAUUUCAACCACAACAAUAAAAAGCAAGUUGACGAAGAA
Hippoglossus stenolepis (Pacific halibut) is the source of this 3273-nucleotide messenger RNA. RefSeq names its product tripartite motif-containing protein 16-like protein. Bases 325 to 1800 code for a protein of 491 amino acids. Lineage: Eukaryota; Metazoa; Chordata; Actinopteri; Pleuronectiformes; Pleuronectidae. The transcript is spliced from 9 exons. Gene Ontology annotation, molecular function: protein binding. The record is from RefSeq and is a predicted model, not a curated record.